AUGGCUCUGAACAAGAACGUUCUUGUUCAUUCUUCCAAUGGAGUUGCUAUUGUCAACUAUCUUAUGGUUGACGACACAAAGAUCAGUGAUCUUACUUUGGAAGUGGAUUCUUGCAAGACCAAGGUUGCUUCAUUAAAAAAUAAUCAUGAUCAGGCCCAAUCUGAGCUCAACUCAGCUAGGAUGCCAAAAAAAAAAUGGAACAUGAUUCACAAAUUAUUAACAUUGUCAAGGAGCAAAGGGGGCUUCAGCGUGAAACGUGUGGAGAUGGAUCAAAAUGAUUGUGCUUUGAUGGUUGAAAAAGCUCAGGAAGAAUUCGAAAAACUGCAAGCUGAACAAUCUGGCCUUGAGAAAAGGGUAAAUAAGAAAGUCAUGGCCAUGUUUGAGAAAGCUGAAGAUGAGUACAAUGAUUUCAUAUCCAAUAAACAUUAUUGA
Messenger RNA from Fraxinus pennsylvanica, 432 nucleotides. The record is from the annotation of a GenBank genome assembly. NCBI's taxonomy places the organism in Eukaryota, Viridiplantae, Streptophyta, Magnoliopsida, Lamiales, Oleaceae.